Molecule: messenger RNA, 2123 nt
Organism: Phragmites australis (common reed)
Lineage: Eukaryota; Viridiplantae; Streptophyta; Magnoliopsida; Poales; Poaceae
Product: probable polygalacturonase At1g80170
Exons: 7
Coding region: 289-1806 (505 amino acids)
Biological process (GO): carbohydrate metabolic process
Molecular function (GO): polygalacturonase activity
Source: RefSeq, a predicted model, not a curated record
CUUGCUCUGUCGCUCACACACACAGUAUUAUUCACUUGCACUUCAAGUCCUCGUCCUCCUCGAUCGUCCUCUCUCUCUCUCUCUCUCUCUCUCUCUCUCUCUCUCUCUCUCUCUCUCUCUCUCUCUCUCUCUCUCUCUGUGAUCCAUCUUCUCCUACCUUGUACUAUAAAUUUCUACACACUUGCAAGACAAGAUAUACGCAUGCGCAUGCACCCAAUCACCUGCAUGCCGCGCCAUUAGACACCUUGUAUAGACAACUGCAGAAGCUAACAUCAACCAGGCGGUGCAAUGGGAGCAGGGACAGGAAGAAGCACUAGAACCAUGCUGUUCGUGGUGCUGGUGUUCGCGGCCGUGGCGAGGACGGCGGUGGUGGGCAGCGUCGGCGGCGAUGGCGGUGGCGCUGGAACUGAGGAUGCAGAGAGGUUCUUGAGGCUGUGGACAGACGGAGGUGGAGAAGCGGUGGAUGAUCUCUUGGAGGGGGAUGAGGAAGAUGAUGAUAUGCAGGAGGAUGACGACGAACAAAUCUUGAUGUGGGGGAGGGGGCCCGGCCGGUCGCCGACGGCGAGGAACGUGGUGAACGUCGACAGCUUCGGCGUAGCGGGGGACGGCAACGCCGACGACACCGAGGCAUUCUUGAGCGCUUGGAAGAUGGCGUGUUCUCUGGACAACGCGGUGUUCUUGGUGCCCGGCGGCCGCCGCUACAAGGUCGGCGCGAGCAAGUUCAUGGGGCCGUGCAAGGAGAGGAUGAUCAUCCAGAUUCAGGGGACAAUCGUGGCGCCGGAGGAGCCGUCGGAGUGGGACCCUCGGAGCCCGCGGCUGUGGCUGCUAUUCUCGGGGCUCGCCGACGCCCGCAUCCAGGGCGGUGGCGUCAUCGACGGCUCCGGUUCCAAGUGGUGGGCCAAUUCCUGCAAGAUCAACAAGUCCAACCCCUGCAAACCUGCUCCAACGGCCGUGACGAUCGACUCGUGCAGGGGCGUGCGGGUGCGGAGCCUGCGCGUGCAGAACGCGCAGCAGAUGCACUUCACGGUGUCCAGGUCGCGGGACGUGCGCGUCGCCGGGGUGCGCAUCGAGGCGCCGGAGGACAGCCCCAACACCGACGGCAUCCACGUCGCCGAGUCCACCGCCGUCACCAUCCAGAGCUGCCGCAUCGCCACCGGGGACGACUGCAUCUCCGUCGUGAACGGGAGCUUCAACAUCCGGAUGAAGAACAUCGACUGCGGCCCAGGCCACGGCAUCAGCAUCGGGAGCCUGGGGAAGGACAACACGUUCGCGGCGGUGGAGAACGUGGCGCUGGACACGGCGAGGAUCAGCCGGGCGCAGAACGGCGUCCGGAUCAAGACGUGGCAGGGCGGCGCCGGCUACGUCCGGAACGUGCUCUUCUCCAACGUCGUCGUCGACGACGUGGACCACCCCAUCAUCAUCGACCAGUUCUACUGCGACUCCAGGAACCCUUGCCACAACCAGACGUCGAACGUGAAGGUGAGCAAAGUGGUGUACCGCCACAUCCGCGGCACGUCGCGGCGCGCGGAGGCGAUCAAGUUCGCGUGCAGCGACGCCGUGCCCUGCAGCGAGAUCGUGCUCAGCGACAUCAACCUGCUGCUCGGCGACGGCGGCGGCGGCGGCGCGGGCGAGGUGCAGGCCGUCUGCAACUGCGCCAUGGGCUUCAACGACGGCCGCGUUUUCCCCGCCGCCGACUGCCUCAGGAGCAGCACCUGCGGCGGCGCGCCCGAUGACCACACCGACGAGGACGACGACCAGGGGAAAGUCGAGACCAAGGAGACGACCAUCCUGCACACCGAGCUGUGAGCUGUAUGUACUCAGCAAUGGCCUUUUGACUCUGCUAGUCUGCUCAGUAAUCUUGCAAUCUUUUUGUGUGUACCCGAGAGGGACGUGUUGCGAUCAAAAGCCGGUCGGUAAACGGGACACCGACCAGGGGUGGACGGUAAACGAAAUACCGACCACCCCACGGGUGUUUCCGGGAUGCCGAGGCGGCGGCCCAGGUGCUUCCGCGCGGCCCAUUAGGAUAGAACCCGGCUCGCUAAUCUCCUCGGCUCGUUAGUUUCCUAUCCCUCCAAUCUAAGUAUUACUCAAGGUAGUAGUGAUGGUGACUGAGUCACUAGUUU